ACGAUUACGACACCGGAAGCCGGAAGUGGGGUUUUCCACUUCAGAAGGGAAGGGCGACCGCCUGAUUGUGACUUUCUGGGAGCUUCGGUUCCCUCGGAGCACUCGCAGCCUGCGGCUCUUGCCUACUCACGUCUCGCCUACUCUGCUGACAGACACUGACUUGUUGGAUGAGCAGGCACCUCUGGAAGAAUCAGCUGAGUGAGAUGGUGCAGCCCAGCAGUGGUCCAGCAGGGGACCAGGACAUGCUGGGUGAAGAGUCUUCUCUAGGGAAGCCAGCCAUGCUGCAUCUGCCUUCAGAGCAGGGCACCCCUGAGACCCUCCAACGAUGUCUGGAAGAGAAUCAGGAGCUUCGAGAUGCCAUCCGGCAGAGCAAUCAGAUGCUGCGAGAGCGCUGCGAGGAGCUGCUGCAUUUCCAGGUCAGCCAACGUGAGGAGAAGGAGUUUCUCAUGUGCAAAUUCCAAGAAGCCAGGAAGCUGGUAGAGAAGCUGAGCCGGGAGAAGCUUGAACUUCGGAUACAGAAGGAGCAGGCCCUAAAGGAUUUGGAGCACCUGAAGAAAUGCCAACAGCAGAUGGCUGAGGACAAGGCCUCAGUGAAAGCCCAGGUGACAUCAUUGCUAGGGGAGCUCCAGGAGAGCCAGAGUCGCUUGGAGGCUGCCACCAAGGAACGACAGGCUUUGGAGGGCAGGGUGCGAGCAGUCAACGAGCAGGUCAGGCAGCUGGAGAGUGAACAGGAGGUGUUGCAGCAGCAGCACAGUGUGCAGGUGGACCAGCUGCGCAUGCAGAACCAGAGUGUGGAGGCUGCCCUGCGCAUGGAACGCCAGGCUGCCUCAGAGGAGAAGCGGAAGCUGGCUCAGUUGCAGGUGGCCUAUCACCAGCUCUUCCAAGACUAUGACAACCACAUCAAGAAUAGCAUGGCAAGCGGAGAGCGCAAGCGAGGCAUGCAGCUGGAGGAUGUCAGGCAGCAGCUACAGCAAGCCGAGGAGGCGCUGGUGGCCAAGCAGGAAUUGAUUGACAAGUUGAAAGAGGAGGCUGAGCAGCACAAAAUAGUGAUGGAGACUGUGCCAGUUCUGAAGGCCCAGGCGGAUAUCUAUAAGGCUGACUUCCAGGCUGAGAGGCAGGCUCGAGAAAAGCUGGUGGAGAAGAAGGAACUUUUGCAGGAGCAGCUGGAACAGCUGCAGCGCGAGUUCAGCAAGCUGAAGGCCGGCUGCCAUGAAUCAGCCAGGAUUGAGGAUAUGAGGAAGCGGCAUGUAGAGACUUCCCAGCCCCCUCUACCCACUGUUCCAGCUCACUCCUUUCAUCCACCCAUCCCCAACCAGAGGAGAAGCCCUCCUGAGGAACCACCUGACUUCUGUUGUCCCAAGUGCCAGUAUCAAGCUCCUGAUAUGGACACUCUACAGAUACAUGUCAUGGAGUGCAUUGAGUAGGACUGGCAGAUGCAAGGCCAUCUGGGAUACCAUGCCUGAACAAUGUAACCUGAGCUUUCCUCUCCCAUCUGCCUA
Nannospalax galili (Upper Galilee mountains blind mole rat) is the source of this 1499-nucleotide messenger RNA. It is a transcript of the gene Ikbkg, whose product is annotated as inhibitor of nuclear factor kappa B kinase regulatory subunit gamma. Gene Ontology annotation, biological process: positive regulation of canonical NF-kappaB signal transduction. The record is from RefSeq and is a predicted model, not a curated record. Bases 168 to 1424 code for a protein of 418 amino acids. Gene Ontology annotation, cellular component: cytoplasm; nucleus; IkappaB kinase complex. The transcript has 10 exons. NCBI's taxonomy places the organism in Eukaryota, Metazoa, Chordata, Mammalia, Rodentia, Spalacidae. Gene Ontology annotation, molecular function: K63-linked polyubiquitin modification-dependent protein binding.